AAGAAAUAUUAUCCUUUUAAGCAUUUUCUCUCUUUUUCUUUGUUUACUCAUUACAGUCUCAAUUUUCCACUUAUACAGAGAGAGAUGCAAACUUGACCUAGGGUUUCAUUACCCCUCUUCCCAAAUUCAGGUUUUUUCUCCAUUUUUCCUGUUAUAUGCUAUUGCUCUUCCCAAUUUUUCAAUCAUUGCCAUGUGAACCCUAAUUUCCUUAUUUCAUAUACUCUUCUUCAAUCAUGCAACUCACAGAGUAAGCUUUGGAACUUCGAUUUGAGCAUUACCCAUCUAUUCUUAAUCUUCAAGCAACGAAUUGGGACACGAAAGUUUCCAAAUUGAAGACAAAAACAUCUUGCUACUGUAGCUGGUGUUUUGUCUUCGGCUUUUGGCUUCUCCAGAUUGGGGUUGCAGAAUCGAGAUUUUCACAUCACUUGAGAGAGAGAGAAGGUUGGAUCAAGGGUGAGAGUUGCUGAUAUUUGAGGAUGGUUACUUAUGGUAAGAAGGUAAAUUGAUUAGUAGAGAGUGGUAUGGAAGAUUGAUCUGUUUUGAAUUUUGAUAUACUUAGAGAUUACAAUAUGGAGGAUGAGAGUGGGCUUGAGCUCAGCUUGGGUUUAUCUUGUGGUGGCUCAUCAGCCAAACCCAAGAGUAAGAGUGGUAGUUCUUCUGAUACUAGGGCAGAAGAAGUUGGUAGAGGUGGCAAAAUGGUUGAUGACUUUAAGAGCAUGUUUGAUGCUGGUCCUCAGAAGACAGAACCUAUCACUGGGACUCGAAGAACUGAUUCCUCAAAGCCAGAGGAGAAUUUCUUUAGUGACCUUUCAAAGGCCAAAGAAGAUAAUGCUUCUUUGAAUUUAAAUGGGAGAGGAUUUCUUGUUACAAACAGUAAUAAACCUAUUGAAAUUGAGGAAGAUAAACGGUUAGAUGCAACAAAUAAGCGAAAAAUGUCUUUUGACGAGAUGCGAAAUCAAAAGAAGCAUGACAGUGAUGUUCAUCAUGGGGAUUUACAAGAAAGGGCAAGAACAUCUCAUGUUUCUGUAACAGAAGAUGGUUCAACUGCAGAAAAUGAAGAUGUGGCAGACUCUGAAGCUGAGAACUCCACCUCCAGGCCUAUCUCACAUCACAGCGAUGGUUCCAAAGGAUUUGUCAGAGUGGGUGCUUCUUCUGAUGCUGUGAAAGAGGUUCGUGGAGUUGCUGACUCAAAUGCUGCUGACUUUAGUGGGCAGAAGAGGUUUACUGGGUCAUCAGAAAAAGAUUUUAAGCAUGCAAACAUGACUUAUGGAACUUCAUUUUCUGUUCAACCUGUAAAUAUGAUGAAUAUACCUUACCCUUCUCAAGUAAAAGAGUCCAGUUCUGUUGGGGCACCAAGCCCUCAGAUACCUGGAGUGAUGCAUGUGAUGCCUACUGCCACUGGUGAAUCCUCAGGAGCUCAAUCUGUGAAUAAUGGAAACUUGCCGGUGAUGUUUGGAUAUCCUCCUGUUCAGCUUCCCAUGUUGGAGAAGGACAACACGUGGGGUUUGGUUUCUCGUCCUCAACAAUUACACCCUUCCUUUGUUGGGAGAGGUCCAACAAACCCAGCUGCACUGCAAGUAAUCUCGAAUAGUAUAUCCGAGGCUGUGCCAUAUGAAGGGAGGCCAUUAGAGCGAACCAAAGGAGACAGUAAACAGCGCAUCACUGAAGAAGGAUCAUCUUCACAACCUGAAGAUGUGAAAGGCAGCAGCACAAACCUCAGGGCCAAAGAUGUUUCAGAUCAGUCAAUAGGGGAAGGUUCCACCAUUGAUUUUUCAAAUAUUAAGCCGGGUCUUGCUGCAGAUGUGAAAUUUGGUGGAUGUGGUUCCUACCCAAAUCUUCCUUGGGUAUCCACCUCAGGUUCAGGCCCGAAUGGAAGAACAAUAUCUGGUGUUACUUACAGAUACAGCACUAACCAAAUCAGAAUUGUCUGUGCAUGCCAUGGUUCUCACAUGACCCCUGAUGAGUUCGUUCGCCAUGCGAAUGAAGACCAAGCCACCCCAGAAGGAAAUGCAAUUUUGGGGACAGUAGCAAAUGGCAAUCCUGGUGCCUCUUCUCACAGCUAGAGCCUUGUACCCAUUAAGUUGUUGUACCUUUUACUAUUUUAGUUCUCAACAGGAGAAUCAGGGAAAUCGGGCUCAUAAUUUUUGUAUAGAUGAUUGAGAUUCCUACCAAUUUUCUGUACACACUUUCAUAACAUAUUUGGCUAUUUCACUUUAUUUAUUAUGUAAUAAUGGCCCAGCAUCAUCUGUUAUAUUGAAGUGUUAUGGAUCAAUAGUAUUACUAGUAAUGCUGUUUUCUGAUUGC
Molecule: messenger RNA, 2304 nt
Organism: Abrus precatorius (Indian licorice)
Lineage: Eukaryota; Viridiplantae; Streptophyta; Magnoliopsida; Fabales; Fabaceae
Product: ninja-family protein mc410
Exons: 3
Coding region: 570-2063 (497 amino acids)
Biological process (GO): negative regulation of DNA-templated transcription; jasmonic acid mediated signaling pathway
Cellular component (GO): nucleus
Source: RefSeq, a predicted model, not a curated record